Messenger RNA from Penicillium daleae, 2604 nucleotides. RefSeq lists its product as uncharacterized. The transcript is spliced from 3 exons. Gene Ontology annotation, molecular function: GTPase activator activity. Lineage: Eukaryota; Fungi; Ascomycota; Eurotiomycetes; Eurotiales; Aspergillaceae. Gene Ontology annotation, biological process: signal transduction; regulation of fungal-type cell wall organization; activation of GTPase activity. Gene Ontology annotation, cellular component: cell cortex. The coding region runs from base 1 to 2604 and encodes 867 amino acids. The record is from RefSeq and is a predicted model, not a curated record.
AUGGUGACCGGCAAGUCGCAGCCAGGCGUCGAGCCAGUUCAGCUCCCUGCCACCUCCCCUGACCCGACCGGCUCCAACUCCCCGCCUUCCAAGCGAGAUUUGGCCUCCUGGUGGAGGCAGUUCAAACGAAAUACACGGAAAGAUGAAGUUAAAGAACAACCCCGAGGCAUCUUUGGCGUGCCACUCAAUGUCAGCAUCAAAUACGCGAACGUGGCCAUCUCGCUGACCGGCGAACAUGGCAAAAGCCACAUCUAUGGAUACGUACCCAUCGUCGUGGCCAAGUGCGGCGUGUUCCUGAAGGACCGAGCCACCGAUGUAGAGGGCAUCUUCCGCUUAAACGGGUCUGCCAAGCGCAUUAAAGAUCUGCAAGAGAUCUUUGAUUCCCCCGAGCGUUACGGUAAAGGCCUCGAUUGGUCUGGAUACACCGUCCACGAUGCCGCCAACGUCCUGCGUCGAUAUUUGAACCAGUUGCCCGAGCCAAUCGUUCCUCUAGAGUUCUACGAGCGCUUCCGCGAACCCUUGCGCAUCUAUCAGAGACAAGUCCAAGAUGAAAAAGAAGGCGUCGAGGCCGAGAAAUUCGAUCCCGGCAAGGCUGUUGAAACCUACCAGCGCCUGAUCGUCGAGCUCCCGCCGUUGAAUAAGCAGCUGCUUCUCUAUAUCCUGGAUCUCCUCGCCGUCUUUGCAUCCAAGUCGGACCAGAACCGCAUGACUUCAGCCAACCUUUCGGCUAUCUUCCAACCCGGCAUGUUGUCUCACCCGCAACACGAUAUGUCGCCAGAGGAGUACAAGUUGAGUCAGGAUGUGUUGAUUUUCCUCAUUGAGAACCAAGACCACUUUUUGGUCGGAAUGAGCGGCACUACUCCCGAUGAGCAACAAGUUAAAGAGGUUGAAGCUGGCCUUCAACCUGCCCCAUCUGCCAAGGAAGUUGAAGGCGGCGUAGUACCUCGUCCAUCAAAUACCUCAAACAUUCGGCGAUCUGUCUCAAAUGCAAGCGGUGGCAAUGAUAGUCACCGCAAGAUCGACAUUCGCAGAAAUGUCUCCGUGUCGUCUCGCAACUCCCGCAAUUCCCGUCACUCAAACAACGCUCCUAGCCCCGGUACGCCCACAUCAACCUCGGGUGGUGGUGUUCAUCGAAGCAACACCCUUCCCUCCAAGAUGGGCCCCGUUGUGGCGUCGGCCCGCUUUGCGCGCGCUGGGGAAAGCGGCUCUGGUAACCCGUCUGGCCUGUCGAUUUCCCAUCACAGCUCUCGGUCUGGAAGCCGAGCCCCUUCUUUGCGUGAAGAGUCUGAGCCAAAAAAGCCUAGCACUGCCCCGUCGGGGGCUCCUACUGGAAGCGCCUUUGUGCAUACAUCAACUCAUGGCCCUAUACCGGUCGCAACAGCUGAGCAGCUUAACAUCGUCGAGCGUACUCUGCCACAAGACAACCACGUUGCGCAAAAUCCCCCGCAAAAUCCCGCACCAGCAACUGUACCACCACAGAGCAUUCAACUGCAAGGCGUAUCCAGCCCUGCGUCUCCACCACCUCCUCAGGUUGUCACUCCGACCCGUGAGCGAAAGUUGUCUAACCUCUUUACCAAAUCUCCACCGCCCGAAGGAGAGGCCCGGCAGCCUAACCGUCUCAGGAAGAAGCGUAUCCCAGGUAGUGCAAGCAUCAGUGCGCAGAGCUCAACCAACUCUCUCGACCCACACUGGGACACGUCCUUGGAGCCGAACUCGCAGCGAAAGUCCGUCGACGGUGUGGUAGGAGACACUACCCCGAAACCUCCUAACACCGCGACGCUGAGCAACCGUGAUGCACCCUCUGAAUCAACUCCCACACUGGGCGAUAGCUCUUCGCAUCCUAAUACCGAGAAUUCCUUAAGACCACAUCAGUCGCGUACGCCGUCAAUGAACUCUCGGUCGUCCUUCACGGAUCAUUCAGAUCUGGACCAGCCGGAGGAUGGCUCGCGCUCUGAACGUCGAGAUAAACGACGCAGCUGGCGGUUCCAUCGCUCGGCGAAACGCAGCAGUGAGCAGAUCGGACUUGGUCUCGCCUCUCCUCCAUUAGUUGCCACAGAUUUUGGUGCCGAGAAAAGUACCACCUCCUUUGGUAGCGGAUCGCAUCAGAGCAAUGAUCCUACCAGUCAGCCUUUGAGUUUGGAUGCAGGCAUCCAGGGCAACUCAAUUCCAAAUGCUGAACCGGAGAAGAGAAGCCUAUUCGGCAAAUUCAAGGCGAAGAUGGCUCAAGUAGUGAAGGAUGAACGUGAACGAGCAAAGAGUCCCAACCAGCUAGACACCGAUCUAUCCACCGCAAAUCAACCACUGUCCCCCGGCCUUCCCAGCCAGGCAAAUGGCAAGCUGCCCGUCGAUGUGUCUAUCGACCAGCCUAAGGAGGAGCCCAUUCGCUCACCUGUUUCUCCCCUACCCGGAGCAGGCCUUCCUCCUGCCAUUCCCGAGGAGCCAAACAGCCCCGAGGCACCAUCAGCGACUGCCGAGGAGUUCAAAAAACAGCUUGAAUCCGAGAAAACACCUGCUACUGAAGGCACAUCAAUACCAGCGGAGGCCCCUGCUGUCGCUGAACCAUCGAAGGAAGUAACUCCCACCGACAAAGAAACAUCCGCAUGA